CGGCGCGGGCGCGUGGCCGGGCCAGCGCGAUGAGCGGGGCCGGAGCUGCGCCCGAGGCUGCGGGCGCGGCGCGGGGGCUGCGGGUGGACGGGCUGCCCCCGCUGCCCAAGAGCCUGAGCGGGCUGCUGCACUCGGCGUCCGGCGGCGGCGCGGCGGGGGGCUGGCGGCACCUGGAGCGGCUGUACGCCCAGAAGUCGCGCAUCCAGGACGAGCUGAGCCGUGGCGGCGCGGGGGGCGGCGGCGGCGCCCGGAGCUCGGCGCUGCCCACCAAGCCGCCCAACCUGGACGCCGCGCUGGCCCUGCUCCGCAAGGAGAUGGUCGGCCUCCGGCAGCUGGACAUGUCCCUGCUCUGCCAGCUGUACAGCCUCCACGAGUCCAUCCAGGAGUACAAGGGGGCGUGCCAGGCGGCUGCCAGCGCCGACGGCAGCUACGCCCUGGAGAACGGCUUCUUCGACGAGGAGGAAGAGGAUUUCCAGGAGCAGAACUCGCCCGGCGAUGGGCGGGAACGAGGCCCCCCAAGGGACCUGUCGCUGCCCACCUCCACCCUCUCCAGCGGGGACUGGAUUCUGGAGUCCAUCUAGACUCUAGAUUCUGGGAGGCUUCCGGAGGGAGGUGACUUCCAGACACACUGUCGGCAUUUGCUUCUCUUGCGGGAGGCGCCCUGCCCCCCUAGAGGCCGGUCCCCGGGCCUGUGGGACCAGUGUGGCUGGUGUGCUGGCAGGGAGCUCCGCGCGCGCUGGUGGCAGUGCGAUUGGAUGGCCGAGGUUCUGCAGUGCCGUGGGCACCCUGGCACCCAGGCUGUGCUGCCGAGACUCAGGACGAGACCAGGGGGUCCCAGAGAAGGUCCUCGCGGUGUCUCCUGCCAGACGACUUCCAGCUGGACCCUUCCCGACAGGCGGCGGACGGUCUGUGCCCUCCGCCGCGGGUUCGCCUCCAGCUCGCCGUGCAUCGACACUAACGUCUCACUCGUUCCGCCUCAGCACCGCGGGCAGCCCUUUCUGCUGUUUCGUGAGGUUUUCGAGCCUCUUGGUUGAGCUUUUAUUUAUUUCUAAGCUGCACUACUAACUGUCCGGGUGACUCAGUGGAAGCUUUUUACUGAAAAAGCAAACAUAUCAGGUCACGCCAAUCCGCUGCAUUCUCUGGUCAACGCUUGUCUCGCUCUUGCCCAUCAGCUUCAGGGGGAAGGAGGAGAGUGCGGAGCUGUGUCGAGCGGGGCGGCGGGCAAGCUCCUGCUUCGUGUCCCGUGUCGGGUGGCAAACGCUUUUCAUUUAAAACGUUCUGAAUGGUAACUAGUACGGCAGAGAGGGAACCCCUUCCUCACUCAGAGCAGCGGUCACUCACCUUAAGCCUUAAUGUAUUUAUUAAAACCCUUUAUGAACACUUUCUACUUUGUAGGCCAAACACCAGGAUAAAAUGUUGAACUCUC
Phyllostomus discolor (pale spear-nosed bat) is the source of this 1426-nucleotide messenger RNA. It is a transcript of the gene FAM89A, whose product is annotated as family with sequence similarity 89 member A. The coding region runs from base 30 to 581 and encodes 183 amino acids. The transcript has 2 exons. The record is from RefSeq and is a predicted model, not a curated record. Lineage: Eukaryota; Metazoa; Chordata; Mammalia; Chiroptera; Phyllostomidae.